Coturnix japonica (Japanese quail) is the source of this 1423-nucleotide messenger RNA. RefSeq names its product thioredoxin domain containing 12 (gene TXNDC12). Gene Ontology annotation, cellular component: endoplasmic reticulum. Lineage: Eukaryota; Metazoa; Chordata; Aves; Galliformes; Phasianidae. The record is from RefSeq and is a predicted model, not a curated record.
CGUCACUUCCGGGGCUUUAAAAAAGGGAGAAAAAAAAGGAAAAGGAGAAAGAUCCGCGGUGCCACCACAGCGCCCGGCUGGCACUGCGUGUCACAGCGUGUCACUGCGUGUCACUGCGUGUCACUGCGUGUCACAGCGCUGCUGGGAACAUGGGGCCUCAGCACGCGGCAUCCGCACUUUGCCUCUGUCUGAUCGUGGCCAGCGCCGCCGCCGAGGGACUCGGAAAGGGUUUUGGAGAUCACAUUCACUGGAGAACAUUAGAGGAUGGGAAGAAAGAGGCAGCAGCCAGUGGUUUGCCUCUUAUGAUUAUCAUCCACAAGUCUUGGUGUGGAGCUUGCAAAGCUUUGAAGCCAAAGUUUGCUGAGUCUAAGGAGAUCUCUGAGCUUGCUCAUAAUUUUGUAAUGGUCAACCUUGAGGAUGAUGAAGAGCCAAAGGAUGAAGCCUUCAGUCCCGAUGGAGGUUACAUCCCCAGAAUCCUUUUCAUGGAUCCCAGUGGAAAAGUCCACCCAGAAAUCAUAAAUGAGAAAGGAAACCCCAGCUACAAGUAUUUCUAUACCAAUGCUGAUCAAGUUAUUCAAGGGAUGAAGGAGGCCCAGGAGAAGCUGACAGGUGAUGCUUUCAAACAAAAACACCUGGAAGAUGAGCUAUAAUGAAAACACCCAGUUAUGCUUUUCCAUCACUUCAGUACUCUCAAAGGAAACAGUUAAACAGACCAAGAAUGUAAAUGCACUGGAGGGACUUAAUUCUCCUGUCAAUAAUGUUAGGUUAAACCCUGUUUGGAGUUCACACACAUGCAUCAGUUACAGUGUUAUCUCCUCCUCUGCCUGGCAGUGUGUACUAUAAUGGUUAUUUGCCACUAGGUAAUGGCAGACACAUCAAUUAGUGUGUUUGAGCAACUGUUGAUGUUUGAUGUUAAAGGGAGGCUUGUAGGGCAAAACACUCAUUUGGAGACAAACAGCAUAAUUGGGAUAAUUGGAAGUAGCCAGCAUUUUCACACUUAAUCAGGGGUGGGUCUCUCUUUUCUCACUGGUAUUAUACGAUCCCAUUGUUUAUACUGGGGGUUCCUACUAUGGGGCAUGUUCCUGGGCCCAGUGUUUUCUAGACCUCCCGAGCCAUGAAUUCUGCCACUAAGCCAAGUAGAAUAAAUUUCAUCAAUGUUCAAGUAGCAUGUGAAGUCAUGAGCUCUGCAAACAUGUUUUUAUGUAAGAUUCUGUGUGAUUCAUCUUGAUUUGCCUCCGGGCAGAAAUUGAACUUCUUCCUUGUGCACUCACCUUUAGAUUGUUUCAUCAAGUGAAGGUGGGUUAUGUUGAAACAUUAUGGGGAAUUCCCUUUUAUUCUUUGAAUGUUUUCUGGUGAAUGCCUUGCCAUCACAUUGUACUGUAUUUUUGUACCAGGCUGAAGAAUUAAAACUUUUUAAACAUAA